Molecule: messenger RNA, 1830 nt
Organism: Lithohypha guttulata
Lineage: Eukaryota; Fungi; Ascomycota; Eurotiomycetes; Chaetothyriales; Trichomeriaceae
Gene: NOG2
Product: GTPase required for pre-60S ribosomal subunit nuclear export and maturation
Exons: 3
Coding region: 1-1830 (609 amino acids)
Cellular component (GO): nucleolus
Molecular function (GO): GTP binding
Source: RefSeq, a predicted model, not a curated record
AUGGGUACAGGCAAGAAGGAGGCCAACCGCAAAUUGCGGCAAGGCAAGACUGGCGAUGGCAUGCAAAAUGUCAAGGUCAAAGGCGAGAACUUCUAUCGCAAUGCGAAGAAGCUCAAAACCCUUAAUAUGCUCAAAGACGGCAAGGCACAACGGAAUGCUCAAGGAAAGGUCACCCAAGCUGCAUCGUAUCAAUCUCGAGAGAUUCCAAAAGCACGUAUAGAGCCGAACCGAAAAUGGUUUGGGAACACCAGAGUCAUUUCGCAGGGUAGCUUGGAUUCCUUCAGACAGGCCGUUGCAGAACGUACCGCGGAUCCAUAUCAGGUUCUGCUGAAGACGAACAAGCUGCCAAUGAGCCUCAUUCGAGACGCCGAGAACACGAAGAAUGGUGUCAAACAACAUGCUGCCAAAAUAGCUGUCGAAUCCGCACCUUUCGAAGACACUUUCGGCCCAAAAUCGCAACGCAAACGAGUCAAACUCAGUGCCAGUAGCAUCAACGACCUUGCCGAUGACACAGUGAAGAUGCACGACAACUACAUCGAGCGUCUGGAAGAGAACAAGUUGUUAAGCGGAAAGACCGCUGAAGAAAUGGCCGAGACUGGCGAAGACAAAGAACUUACAACUGCACGAGAACCUAUUUUUUCGAAAGGCCAAAGCAAAAGAAUAUGGAACGAACUUUACAAAGUCAUCGACUCCUCCGAUGUUAUCCUGCACGUUCUGGAUGCACGAGAUCCGGAAGGUACGAGAUGUCGAAGUGUUGAAAAGUAUAUGAAAGAAGAGGCACCACAUAAGCACUUGAUCUUUGUGUUAAACAAGUGCGAUCUGGUGCCGACUAAAGUUUGCGCACAAUGGGUCCGACUACUGAGCAAAGAAUACCCUACCCUGGCUUUCCAUGCGUCCCUUACCAACUCAUUUGGCAAGGGGUCCCUGAUUACCCUCUUGCGACAAUUUUCUUCCCUCCACAGCAACCGCAAGCAGAUCUCUGUCGGUCUCAUUGGCUAUCCCAAUACAGGCAAAUCCAGCAUCAUCAAUACACUCCGCAAGAAGAGAGUAUGUACUGUUGCACCUAUUCCAGGUGAGACCAAAGUCUGGCAGUACAUCACACUCAUGAAAAGAAUAUACCUCAUCGACUGUCCAGGUAUCGUACCACCAUCCAAGUCUGACACUGAAGAGGACAUCCUCCUACGGGGUGUCGUAAGAGUCGAGAACGUAGAGCACCCCGCACAAUAUGUCGAGGCAGUAUUACGGCGCACACAAACAAAGCACAUUGAACGAACAUACGAGAUGAAGUACGAUGAGUACAAGGGUGAUCCUAUCGAAUUCCUCAGUAUACUCGGCAGAAAAGGUGGUCGUUUACUGAAAGGUGGUGAGGCUGAUGUAGACGGCGUUGCAAAAAUGGUACUCAACGACUUCCUACGAGGCAAAAUUCCAUGGUUUACGCCCCCUCCUCGAAAAGUGGACGACGAAGUGGAUGGUGUAGUGCUUAACGAGAAGCAAGAAGUUGUUGAAGGCAGAGACGGCAGGUUAGGUGAGAUGCCAGGCAAGAGUAAAAGAAAAGCGGAUGUGCUUAGUCAGGCCACAAGCACGGCACAGAGUGAGACUAAAAGCGAAGUGACGAGUGACGUUGGUGUCGACCUCGAAACAUUUUCGGACGAUGAAGAUGCUCAGGAAGAGCUCUUGCGGUCAGAUUUGGAUGAAGACGAUGACGACAGCGAGGAAGGAAUAAAUCUUGAAGAGGAUGAUGAGCAAAUCGACGACGAGGACGAAAACGAAGCUGAUAACGACGAGAAUGAAAUCACCGCCAAUCACAAAGAAGAGACAGAGAACGCGUAA